Trematosphaeria pertusa is the source of this 1880-nucleotide messenger RNA. RefSeq names its product seryl-tRNA synthetase. Gene Ontology annotation, biological process: mitochondrial seryl-tRNA aminoacylation. The record is from RefSeq and is a predicted model, not a curated record. Gene Ontology annotation, molecular function: tRNA binding; serine-tRNA ligase activity; ATP binding. The transcript has a single exon. Gene Ontology annotation, cellular component: mitochondrion. NCBI's taxonomy places the organism in Eukaryota, Fungi, Ascomycota, Dothideomycetes, Pleosporales, Trematosphaeriaceae. Bases 204 to 1769 code for a protein of 521 amino acids.
AGGGACAGGGGUAUCGUCUUAGCGCGGAGCUUCCGUCUUGCUUCCGAAAGAUGACCUGAGGUGCUUUAUUCCACCCGUGGACCUCUAUCUCCCUCCGUCCGUCGCACCGCAUAAAGCACUCUGGUGAACACAGCAGCCUUACCGUGUCUCAAUUGCCUUCCUCCACUAUUUCCAGACUCACGGCCGCGGGGAAAAGCUCCGCCAUGAAAGCCCUCAGGUGGUCCUUCCGAACUUGUCCCGCCUGUAAGACCCGACCGCCCCAAUACCAGCAAACAGCCAUUCAGACACGGUGCUCUACCCGCCGCGCGUACACCAGACCCGCGUUCGCACCCAAGCCUGCGAUCGAUAUCAAACACAUCCGGCAGAACCCCGGGCUCUACGAACAGAAUUGCGUCGACCGCAACUACUCGGCACAUAGAAAGGCGCCAUGGCGAAUCAUCGAGCUCCACGAACAAUGGCUUGCGCUUCAACACAGCGCCCGCCAUCUGAGAGAACGGAGCAAUCAGCUACGUGGAAGUCUUGCCAAAGCUGGAUCAGGGAAAUGGGAGGCUGGUGAGGAGCGCGGAGAGCAUUGCAAAGAAGCGGUUCUCGACGAAGCGAGGGCUUUGAAGGCGGAGCUUGGUAUCAUAGAAGAAAAGGAGACACGAUUGCAGGAAGAGAUAGACAAUCUGGCAGAGGCCCUACCGAACCUAAGCAGCACGCAUACACCCGUCGGCACGGAGCCCGAAGUCAUCGGAUACAUCAAUGACCACCCCGAGCCAGAACCUUCCCUAUCCGACCGAGUCUGGAGAUCGCACGUACACAUCGGCUCGGAGCUUGGGCUGCUGGAUUUCGCAGGGGCUGGACAGACAUCGGGCUGGGGAUGGUACUUUCUCUUGAACGAGGCAGCGAUGCUGGAGCAAGCUCUGAUCCAGUAUGCCCUUAGCGUGGCCAGAAAGCGAGGGUGGAGGGUAGUCUCUCCGCCUUCAAUGGUGUAUUCGCACAUUUCUUCGGCAUGCGGAUUCCAGCCGAGAGACCAAAACGGAGAGCAGCAAGUGUACACUAUCGAGCAAGCGGACAAGGACAAGGCGAAACCGCAAUUAGCGCUCGCGGGGACGGCAGAGAUUCCUCUUGCGGGCAUGAAAGCGAACCAGACGUUUGAGGAUGUAGAAUUACCGCUCAAGACGGUGGGAGUGUCCAGAUGUUAUCGCGCGGAGGCCGGUGCGCGAGGGGUUGAUACGAAGGGCCUGUACCGCGUACACGAGUUCACCAAGGUGGAGAUGUUCGCCUGGACGCUACCGGAUAACAACGAGCAGAAUCAUUUUACGACGCCGGCUAGCUCGAGCUCAGAGGCUAUCUUCGACGAGAUGCUGUCCAUUCAGAAGGAGAUAUUGGGAUCUCUCGGCCUCCACUGCCGCGUGCUGGAGAUGCCAACGACGGAUCUCGGAGCGAGCGCAACGCGGAAACGAGACGUUGAGGCAUUCUUUCCAUCUCGACGAGAGAAGCACGAGGGAUGGGGCGAGGUCACGUCGACGUCGCUUUGCACGGAUUACCAAAGCCGGCGUCUGCACACUAGGGUGCGUCUCGAGAAGGCGGGAGGGAAGCUAGAUUUCCCGUAUACCUUGAACGGCACGGCUCUUGCUGUUCCGAGAGUACUGGCGGCGAUGCUGGAGAAUCAGUGGAACGAAAAAGACUACACUGUGACAAUACCAGAGGUGUUGCGGCCGUUUAUGGACGGGUUGGAGAAAAUCCAGCGGCACAAGGUGCAUGGCCUGACUCAAAGCUACUAGGGGCGCGCUUGUGCACACAGCAUUUUGGGCUCUCUUUGUUUAUGAGAAGGAGCAGCUGUAUUUAAUGUUCUCUUCGCCAAUUAGUUGUAUAUACCUGAGCUUCGUCGAGCC